CCAACAAAUGCGGGAGAGAAAUUGUUUUUACAUUUUGUUUGAUAUCUGGAUGAUAAAACCUUAUUUUAUAAAUAAUCAAAUAUAAAUGAGUACUUAAAAUUGGUAAAUCUUGUGGAAAAUUUAUUAACUUAUCGAAUAAAAUUAUAUGAUCAGUGCUGAGAGUGCUAGAUAGCUAAUAAUCCCAAGCCGCAUAUAAAAAUCGUGGAACAUCAAGGCAAUCACAUCAUCACACAUUCUCACAGUGGGAACCAAGAGCCUGGGCCAGCUUAUCGUGUUUCGGAUAUUUUUAUAUUCUUUAGGGAAACGCUUUUUACCUCCACUUAAACCCUUGCAAUCGACUGCAAUCCCACGAAUCAAUUUAGUUAUUUUAAAAUGAGUAAGAAGACAACGCGAUCAUCGAAACCAAAGCCAGAUCCAGACGCAGGUAUGCAGUCCACCGCGACUGCAUUGAAGAAAGUGCUCUACAUAUCCGAAAAGUUGCUACCGGAUGAUGAUCAGCGGCUGCGUUUGGAUAGCUUCUACCAUCCUGGCAAGGGAAAAGAUGCAUUGUUUGUAACGCACCCAAAUGGCCAAAUUAUGGAGCUGCUGGAGUAUGCGGAGCCGCGGCGCAGCUGGCUAAUCAACAGCGAGAUUUGCUCCAAUGGCAGAGUCUAUAUGACCAUGCCCUUGGAUGCCACGCUGCUGGCGAUACACCACUUGAGGAAACACUGUGCGCAGAGAGCAAUGUCGCUGGAUAAUAUCGCUGUGAAUGAAGCCAACACGAGUCGCUUCCUUACGCAGUUUGUUAGCUCGGACGGUCUUAGGUGUGUUGCCGAUGUUAAGGUGUCUGGAGAUUUGACAUUCUACAAAUACAAUCAGGAGCGGACGCUCGCCUGGCUGGCCAUAAAGACACGACAAGUGGCGGAGAUGCUAAAGAAAAAGCAGAUCCACUGCGGCCACAGUGCACAGUCACAGAACUUUGUUCGGAGCGAAAAGCUGGCAGGGGACACUGUUGUCAACGAGAUGGACUUCACGCGUAUGGCCUGUGACAUUGUUGGCCGCUAUCUGGAUGCUGACCUACACGAUCAGCUGAUCGGCUAUCUGCAUAUAACCAGCGAGAUCCAGGCUAUUGUCGAAGAGAAAACUGCCGCUCAGAAGCGAAAGUCAAAGGUGGGACAGGAGGCAAGCAACAGCAAAAAAAUCAAACUGAAUAGCCAUGACAGCGAUGUGGCAUCAAAGCUAAAGAUCACUGGUCUGCUGGACUGCGAAGAUGGCAAGGAGUGUAAAAUAUCACCGCCCACUCUGGAACCGCUUAAGGAGCGUGGCAUGACGGCCAAAGAAAAGGCUCUGGCCAAAGGAGCCAAGGGUACUAAGAGCAUUGCAUCCUUCUUCAAAGCCAAGUAGUCUUUAGAUCUUAGACUUAAUGUACACUUUUUUUAUAAUGUAUUUUAUAUUUUAUUUUACUGAAUAUGCUUCAUAAAAUUGAUUAGACUGGA
This is a messenger RNA of Drosophila obscura, 1475 nucleotides long. Its product is annotated as ribonuclease H2 subunit B. The record is from RefSeq and is a predicted model, not a curated record. Lineage: Eukaryota; Metazoa; Arthropoda; Insecta; Diptera; Drosophilidae. Gene Ontology annotation, biological process: ribonucleotide metabolic process; RNA catabolic process. Gene Ontology annotation, cellular component: ribonuclease H2 complex; nucleoplasm. The transcript has 2 exons. Bases 373 to 1383 code for a protein of 336 amino acids.